Messenger RNA from Juglans regia (Persian walnut), 2634 nucleotides. RefSeq names its product pentatricopeptide repeat-containing protein At5g13270, chloroplastic. Gene Ontology annotation, molecular function: zinc ion binding; protein binding; RNA binding. NCBI's taxonomy places the organism in Eukaryota, Viridiplantae, Streptophyta, Magnoliopsida, Fagales, Juglandaceae. Bases 95 to 2407 code for a protein of 770 amino acids. Gene Ontology annotation, biological process: RNA modification. The transcript has a single exon. The record is from RefSeq and is a predicted model, not a curated record.
GUUCGGUGGUUCUGUUCUUCCUUUUCUUGAUCUCUUAAAACAAUAACGAGUGCCCCCUAGGGCGUUUGAAAGCUUCAAAAUUUACGAGAAAGUAAUGUCUUCAAUCAAUUGCGCACAGAACUUUUUGUUACCUUCCCAGUCUUCUCCAGUUGUAGGUGUAGCUCAUGGCAAAGUUCUAAUGACACUAAAAUCUUUAAGUUUUGAUCAAAUCCCUUCAUGGGUCUCUCUCAAAUGCAGCCCAUCUUCGAGGAAAACCCCCCAAAUCCAACCAGGCCAUGUUGAAAAUGUACACUUAGUUUCUUUGUCCAAACAUGGGAAGCUCAGAGAAGUUGAUGAGUUUCUUAAACACAUGGACGAGGCCGGCAUUUCAGUUAGUCCCCGCUCUUAUAAAACCCUCUUUGAAACAUGUGGCAGGUUGCAAGCUUUAUCGGAUGGGAAAGCGAUUCACGACCAUUUGCGAAGAACGGUGAAGGAGCCGACUGGGCUUCUUGAUAAUUAUGUUCUUCGGAUGUAUUGCGACUGUGGAAGUCUUGUGGACGCUCGGAAAGUGUUUGAAGAAAUGCUUGAAAGGAAUGUGGUCUCGUGUGUUAUAAUUAUGUCUGCUUAUGCAGAGGAGGGGAUUUUGGACGAAGCUAUUCGGUUGUUCUCACAUAUGCAAGGGUCAGUGACAGAAAUUAGAUCGAGCCCGUCUAUCUAUAUUACCCUCUUACGGCCCUUGACAAAAUUUUCUCUUUUAGAGCUGGGGAAACAGAUUCAUUCUCAUGUGAUAAGAAAUGGGUUGGGUUCUAAUGUUUUGGUUGGCACGGCAAUCGCCAACAUGUAUGCCAAGUGUGGGUGGUUAGAGGGUGCGGAGCUUGUUUUCGAUAGGAUGCCGGAAAAAAAUGCCGUGGCUUGGACUGGGAUGAUGGUGGGGUACACUCAAGCUGAGAAACUGGAGGAUGCUCUGGGAUUGUUUGUUAAGAUGGUGAACGAAGGUAUUCAAAUGGAUGAGUUUGUGUUCUCCAUAAUUCUCAAGGUGUGCUGUGGUCUGGAGGACUUGAACGUGGGAAGGCAAAUUCAUGGGUGUAGCGUUAAACUUGGAUUGGAUUCUGAUGUUUCAGUAGGAACUCCUCUUGUGGACUUCUACAUCAAAUUUGGGAAUUUUACAUCUGCUUGCCGAGCAUUUGAGAGGAUAAGUGAACCUAAUGAUGUUUCAUGGAGUUGUAUAAUCUCUGGUAAUUGCCAAAUUGGUGAAUUUGAGGAGUCUCUGAAGAUUUUUAAAAAUCUGAAGAGUAAAGGCGUGGUUUUAAAUUCAUUCGUAUACACUAGCAUUUUCCAAGCCUGCGCGGCACUCUCAGAUUUAAAUUUGGGUGCUCAAGCUCAUGCUGAUGCAAUAAAAAGAGGGUUAGUUAACCUCUAUGGAGAGAGUGCUAUGAUCACCAUGUAUUCAAGAUGUGGGAGAUUAGACUAUGCCUACAGGGCCUUUGCUUCUCUAGACAGACCUGAUACUGUGGCCUGGACUGCUAUAAUUUGUGGUUAUGCAUGUCAUGGCAAUGCCACUGAAGCUUUAAGUUUUUUCAACAAGAUGCAGGACUGCGGUGUAAGGCCAAAUGCAGUUACAUUUAUAGGAGUUCUAACUGCAUGUAGUCAUUCAGGCUUGGUCACAGAGGGAAAGCAAUACUUGGAUUCGAUGAAGGGUGAGUACGGUGUGGUCCCAACUGUCGACCAUUAUGACUGUGUGGUGGAUAUAUACUCGCGUGCCGGGCUACUGGAGGAGGCACUAGAAUUGAUAAAGAGUAUGCCUUUUGAACCCGAUGCAAUGAGCUGGAAAAGCUUAUUGGGUGGGUGUUGGACUCAUCGGAAUCCUGAGCUUGGGAAGAUUGCAGCGGAAAACCUCCUUCAGCUGGAACCAGAUGAUACUGCCACAUAUAUUGUCAUGUUUAACUUGUAUGCUUCAUGUGGGAAAUGGGAAGAAGCAGCUCAUUUUAGAAGGAUGAUGGCUGAAAGAAACUUGAGAAAGGAAAUUGGUUGUAGUUGGGUAACUGUCCAGGGUAGAGUGCACCGGUUUAUAGUAGGUGAUAGACACCAUCCUCUAGCAGAACAAAUAUACUCAACAUUAAGGGAGUUAACUACAUCCUAUGAAAAUGCUGAUAAUGCCCUUUUAACUGACGAGGAUGUCUGGUGUGGAUUGCCUGAACGGAAAGAACAACUUCUUGACCAUAGCGAGAGACUUGCUAUAGCAUUUGGGCUAAUAUCCACACCAAGCAAUGCCCCAAUCCUGGUUUUCAAGAACCUCCGGGCAUGCCAAGACUGCCACGAUUUUGCGAAGCAAGUGUCCAGGGUAACAGGACGCGAAAUUGUUGUAAGAGAUUCCAACAGAUUCCAUCACUUCAGAUUAGGGGAGUGCUCUUGCAAUGACUACUGGUGACUUAAGUAAAUUGAUUCAUUUGCUUGAAUGCCAAUACCCAGCUGUACAAAUGAAGGGGUGAUGUCAUUUGCCAAUUAUACAAUCCAGUCUUCAGACUUGAUAUAUGACUCAUUAUAAUUAUGACAAAAAUCAAAACACUAAUAUAUUUGUAUGAUAGCUAUUGUGGAAGACUUCCACAUGGGUGUGUAAACUUGUAAAUUAUAUAUUUUUAAGUAGACUUGUAGAUA